GAAUUCAUUAAUUUGUUGUGCUUUGCCCUUUUUCACGGCAACUCUUUUUUCAUCAGUUCUUUUGGGUUGAGUUGACACCGUCUGUGGUGCGAGGUCUAGAUCGAUUUAGUAAUGAAAUGCUAUGAGUGGAUCGUGAAUCACCUAGUCCAGGUAUAGUACAGAGGUAACACCAUUGGACAACGUACUUUCGGGCCUCGUACAAAUGGGAGAAUUGUGCCUGGGCACAUGAUGGCUGAAAAUGGUAGUUCCAUUGAUUCUUGGCUUUUUUGCAAUUUAUACAAGACUUUAUUCAUCUGUCUGUGACUAUUUGUUUUCAUAUGUUUCCAUCUCAUCUUCAAGUACCCCGCCCCCGCUUAUUGUAACGACCAGGGAAAACAAACAUUCCAAGACCUGAGUCUACACCAGUAUUCCAGUGAGACAAAGAAGACAAACGUCAUCUCCGAAUCAGGUUACACUAAAACCUAUUAAAUUCACCGUUCCCCAUAAUUUCGAGUAACCUAACCUCGAUUGGUGCCUUUACAGCUUUCACCUGAACCAGCACGCCAAAUCUUUCAGCUUCACCGACCAUCAAACGACACCAGAUUUUCUAGGACAAAGAGAUUUCGCAAACUCGAGGAAUACCGAAGCCACUUGAAUGAAAGCAAAACAACAAAUCGAAAGGAUGGCAGCUGUACCAAAAGAAAUCUCUGAAACAGGUCGACCCAGCUCUUCCUCAUCUCGACAUGGUCCUCUGUCCCAUGGUCGUGGCGGCGCUGGUAAGAAAUCAUUCUAUAUCAACCCUCGAGUCUCAACACCGAUUCCUUCUGUUGGACUUGCUUCCAAAAGUGCGGGGUAAGAUGCGUAGGCAUUUUACGUUCUUCAAGGUGUCUAAAGCGCGAAUCUGGAGUCUCGAGUACCUCCGUGGUUUUCGACCCUAUAUCAAAAUAUCAUGCUAACAUAUCUCUGACAGGAAACAUUAGUAACUCGCCCGCCGAUUUCGACCCUCUAAGCCUCCAAACCCCCACCAUCAAAGGCGAUGUCUACACUACUGGACGGGGAGGAAGCGGUAACAUGACCAAGAACACCGAUGCCGAGGCCGCUCGAAGAGCUCAAGAUGUUGAGAGGUAAGCUCUUCCUCCGUCUUAUGUACAUCCCGUGAUUAGGCUUUUCUGUUUUGGAAGUUGUAAGCUAACGAAUUACCCAGCGCACCACGCCGACAAUCCAACUCUUCCUCGCACGUUGGUCGUGGAGGCGCAGCCAAUGUAUUCAAACCUACCGCCGAAGACAUCCUCCAAGCACGAAAGGACAAUGUCAAAUGGGAGAGUGCGAUUGAUGAUGAGACGAAUGGCAAACCGCAGAAGGGAUUAGCUGACAAGGGAAAGGAUUGGUUGUUUGGAAAGAAGUGAACGCGGAACUCUUCUACUUCUUUCGAGAUGAAUCUUCCGGGUUUGAUUGGGACUGCGAUCAAUGAUUCUGGAUUUCCGAAAAUGGUAAUUGCGGCGUUCUUGUGGGUGGAAUGACAAUGGGGGGCUUGGCGUUCAGAGCUUGGUUUCCUAAUUUGAAGCUGCUACUUUUUCUCUGCGUGGUUUACUCUUUAAAUUCUUGAGGAGAGUUCUUAGGGGUUAAUGAUACCGAUUGUUCAAUUGUGGAUUACUUAGUUUCCAAUCGUAUAUCCUCGCGCACUAAUCAGUCUUCAAAAGAGGUCUUUCCCCAUGUUAAAGAAUAUUUAUGGUGUAUUUCGACAUCAACGACACUUACCUCUAUUCCUUUUUGCGUCUCUAAUUAUAGAACGAAUUCUGGGCCUGACAUUCCGAGGGGAA
Hymenoscyphus albidus is the source of this 1799-nucleotide messenger RNA. Lineage: Eukaryota; Fungi; Ascomycota; Leotiomycetes; Helotiales; Helotiaceae. The record is from the annotation of a GenBank genome assembly.